AGGAUUCCACAUGUAGGGACACCUGUAACAUAAACGGAAAUGAGUAUAUUGACAUCACUAUGAUGUGUUCAAACAAUACAAAAUGUUGUAGGCUUUGUAAUGAACAAUGUGGUGGGAGUUUUACUGGACAAAUGGGAAGUUUUUUCUCACCGAACUUUCCAUCCAACUACUGCAAUAGACAAGAUUGUUUCUACAACAUAACAGUUGAAGAAGGUUCGAUUAUAAUGGUGACCUUUUUAAACGUUUUCCUGGAGGAAGAGGCCGAUCGUGUUAAGAUAUAUGAUGCAGAAAUUAAACCAGAAGCUUUACUAUAUGAAAUAAAUGUUUAUCAGGCUGAUGAAAUAGAAGUAAACUCUACAUCCAAUAAAAUGAUUAUUCACUUUGAAUCCAGUCGUUUUACUACCAAUCCAGGGUUCCGUGUCAAUUACAAAGCCAUUUGAUGACACACCUACGCCAAGCGACGCUAUAGUUAAAUAAACCUGAUGUUGAACUGUAAUCUAGAUUAAAUAAGUUCAAUAUAUGUUUGUUUUUUUUAACAUAUUGUUGUCUAUAUAAUGGAAUUGAUACAACUGGCAUACAAGAGAGAGAGAGAGG
Messenger RNA from Mytilus trossulus (common blue mussel), 594 nucleotides. Its product is annotated as tumor necrosis factor-inducible gene 6 protein-like. NCBI's taxonomy places the organism in Eukaryota, Metazoa, Mollusca, Bivalvia, Mytilida, Mytilidae. Bases 60 to 440 code for a protein of 126 amino acids. The transcript is spliced from 4 exons. The record is from RefSeq and is a predicted model, not a curated record.